Messenger RNA from Cyphellophora europaea CBS 101466, 666 nucleotides. RefSeq lists its product as uncharacterized. Gene Ontology annotation, biological process: transcription by RNA polymerase II. Gene Ontology annotation, cellular component: nucleus. The record is from RefSeq and is a predicted model, not a curated record. Gene Ontology annotation, molecular function: transcription coactivator activity. NCBI's taxonomy places the organism in Eukaryota, Fungi, Ascomycota, Eurotiomycetes, Chaetothyriales, Cyphellophoraceae. The transcript has a single exon. Bases 1 to 666 code for a protein of 221 amino acids.
AUGCCCAAGCCAAAGACGGAGAACACCAAGAAGGUGGCCGGCAACGCCAAAAAGGCAGAAGCCGCGGCUCAGAAGCAGGCUGUGGCAGAUGCGGCCGCCGAACGCGCAGAGGCAGAGAAGUGGGAUAAGGGUGCCAAAAGCAACUCUAAGAAACAGUCUGCCGAAGAAAAGAAAGCCUCGGCGGCGGCGGCAAAAGCAGAGCGGGAAAGACUGUUAGCAGAAGAAGAGGCGAGUCAACCAUCUAAGCCUAAAGGUGCGGGAAAGAAGACGGCCGAGAAGAAGACCAGAGGCACACUUGAUCUAUCGCAACUCGACGCCCCCGCGUCUAAACAGACGGCGCUCAAUGCUACGGGCAUUGAUAACGCACUCGAUGCCUUGUCCUUGACCAACGACCAGAAAGGCAUGAAGAUGGAUCGUCAUCCGGAACGAAGAUUCGCUGCCGCGUACAAGGCCUAUGAAGAAAGGCGUCUGCCUGAGGUCAAGCAAGAAAACCCUGGGUUACGGCGAAAUCAGCAGAUCGAGCAGAUCCGGAAGGAGUUCGAGAAACACCCCGAAAAUCCAUUUAACGCCGAGACCAAUGUUCGAUUCGACGCCAGCAGAGAGGAGAUUGCAGAUGCGCAGAAACGUGUCAAGGAGGGUGUUGAGAAACGUCUGGGGGAGAAGUGA